AUGUUCUCUCCACUCCUCCAGUUCACUCCUCCACCUCCAUCUCCGACUUCCCCCUCCUCCCCCACUUACUAUUCUACACCUACGACGACGAUUCGCGACGAUCUUUAUUUUUCUCUCGCACGAUCCUGGAAUGACGGAUUGACCGUGGAGGUUUUUCCGGACCCUCCCCCGCUAGAGAACAGAGGGCGUUUCCGGGGAGAACCCUGGGAGAAAAGGAUAAGGAAAAGGGACCCUUUGGGGAAGUGUGUCAAAUUGCGUGUAUCGAUAGGUCAGCUAUCGCGGCGGCCAUCAAACAUAGAAUUGCAUAGAUAUCACAAAACCUAUCACCUUUGUGUGUGA
This is a messenger RNA of Morchella importuna, 339 nucleotides long. RefSeq lists its product as uncharacterized. NCBI's taxonomy places the organism in Eukaryota, Fungi, Ascomycota, Pezizomycetes, Pezizales, Morchellaceae. The record is from RefSeq and is a predicted model, not a curated record. Bases 1 to 339 code for a protein of 112 amino acids. The transcript is spliced from 4 exons.